AACUUCAAAAACAAGAUGCUGCCCUCAAUCAAAAGUCUAACCAAAAUAACACUAGACAAUUGCCGACAAAAACAGGGAACGCGUCUUGUAUUAAACAACUACUACAUACAACAACGCGGUUUUACCUUUGAAGCUUCUUUCUUUGGCCGACCAUCCCAUUCUUUGCCUCUCCUCUCCUCUUCCCCUUCUACAUUUUUCUUCUGGUUGCCUUCCACUGCCAAAAGGGGUGCCUUCUGGUCGCUCACCACUCACGCAGGAUAUGCUAAAAGCUCAUGCAUGCCUCAACCUAUUCCCACUCUUAUCUUCAUUUUAGUUGUAUGGAUAUCCCACCAUACCCUUACCAAUGAUGAUUUCACCAUUUUCAUGGAUUUUCUUUAAUGCAUUUCUAGUAGCAGCUUUCUUUACCAUCCAUCUAGUUUUGGUUUCAGGCCAAUGUCAAAGAGAUCAGGGACAGUUGUUGCUUGAGUUGAAAAGCAGCUUCAACUCUACUUCAUUGGGAAAGUUACACAAGUGGAAUCAAACAACGGAUUGCUGUUUCUGGGAUGGUGUAACUUGCGAUGCUAGUGGGCGGGUUAUCGGUCUUGACUUGAGCAAUCAAUCAAUUUCGGGUGCAAUAGACAAUUCGAGUGGUCUCUUCCGUUUUCAACAUCUUCAACAACUCAAUUUGGCUUACAACAGACUCAUGGCCACUUUUCCUACGGGGUUUGAUAAGUUGGAGAAUUUGAGUUACCUUAAUUUGUCAAAUGCUGGCUUUACUGGGCAAAUUCCAGCUGUGAUUUCGCGCAUGACAAGGUUGGUUACUCUCGAUCUAUCUGUAAGUUCGCUUCUUGGAAGAUCAUUGACGCUUGAGAAGCCAAAGCUGGAGAUGCUUGUUCAAAAUCUCACAAAACUGAAAUUCCUUCAUCUUGAUGGGGUGAAUAUUAGAGCAACGGGAAAUGAAUGGUGCCGGGCCAUAUCAUCACUAACUGAUUUGCAAGUGUUGAGCAUGUCCAACUGUAAUCUUUCAGGACCUAUAGAUUCUUCAAUUUCCAAGCUUCGAUCUCUGUCAGUAAUUCGCCUCGACAACAAUAAUUUGUCUACUUCAGUUCCAGAAUUCUUUGCAGAAUUCCCAAAUCUGACAUCCCUUCAUCUUAGUACCAGUGGUUUGCGUGGAGGACUCCCAGCAGAAGUUCUCAAGAUACCUACAUUGCAGAUCCUUGACUUGUCAAAUAAUGAAUUACUAGAAGGUUCGUUUCAAGAGUUUCCUUCGAAUGGUUCUCUUCAGACACUGACACUUAGUGGCACAAAGUUUGGGGGGCAAGUACCAGAUUCUAUCGGUAACCUUGGGCAAUUGACAAGAAUAGAGCUUGCAAGUUGCAAUUUCAGUGGACCAAUACCGAAAGCAGUGAAGAAACUUACUCAACUGGUCUAUCUGGAUUUUUCCAGUAACAGUUUUUCUGGUCCAAUACCAUCAUUCUCAUCGUCAAGAAAUCUUACACAGCUAAACCUUGCUUACAAUCAGUUAAACGGCACAAUUCAUUCCACAGACUGGUCAGUCCUUUCUAAUCUAGUAAGUAUUGACUUACGAAACAACAAGUUAAGUGGAACCAUUCCACCUACUUUGUUUGGCAUUCCAUCACUGCAGAAAAUUUCCCUUUCCCAAAAUCGAUUCAAUGGCAGCCUUGGUGAUCUCCGUGGUAAGACUACUUUACUGCUUGAUACCCUUGAUCUAAGUAGCAACAUGUUACAGGGGCAAUUUCCAAUGUUUGUAUUUGAGCUUCAAGGUCUUAAGAUCCUGACAAUUUCUUCAAACAAGUUCAGUGGGUUCAUACAAUGGACUGACAUUCAGAAGUUGAGGAAUCUUUCCAACCUUGAUCUGUCAUAUAACAACUUGUCCAUUGAUGCAACUUCUACUAAUUCUGCCUUGUCUACCUUUCCCAACAUUACAACAUUGAAGUUGGCUUCCUGCAACUUGAAAAAAUUCCCUGGUUUCUUGAAAACUCAAGUAAAAUUAAACCAUCUAGACCUUUCGAAAAACCAGAUGUCGGGGGAAAUACCCAAUUGGGUUUGGGAAAUUAAAAACCUCGCUUAUUUAAAUCUUUCUCAGAAUUCUCUUAUGAAAUUCGAAGGACCUUUUCUGAGUAUUACGUCUACACUAACUGUUGUCGACCUUCAUGGCAACCAGCUCCAAGGGCAAAUAGACCGUCUUCCACAAUACGCCACCUAUCUAGAUUACUCAAGAAACAAUUUCAGCUCUGUUUUGCCACGCGAUAUUGGUGACUUCCUCCAGUUUGCCUAUUUCUUCUCCAUCUCAGAUAAUAACUUCCACGGGAGUAUCCCUGAGUCGAUAUGCAAAAGUUCAUAUCUUCAAGUACUUGAUUUGUCUAAUAAUUCCCUGAGCGGGUCUAUUCCUGAAUGCCUGAUUCAGAUGAGUGUGUCUCUUGGAGUACUGAAUCUAAGGAGAAACAAUCUUACUGGCAACAUUUCUGACACAUUUCCAGAGAACUGUUUACUACAAACUCUAGUUCUCAAUCGAAACUUACUGCGAGGAAAGGUUCCAAAAUCCUUGGUCACUUGCAAAAUGCUGGAAGUUCUAGACCUUGGAAACAAUCAGAUCAAUGAUACAUUCCCAUGCCAUUUGAAGAAUAUAUCCAGCUUGCGUGUCCUUGUUUUACGAGGCAAUAAAUUUAAUGGGAGCGUGCAUUGUUCAGAGAGGAGCCCUUGGCCUAUGCUUCAGAUUGUCGACUUAUCUUCAAACAGUUUCAGUGGUAGACUGCAUGAAGCAUGCUUGUCGACCUGGAAGGCAAUGCGAGCUGCUGAAAGUGAAACUCUAUCAGAGCUCAACCAUCUCCAAUUUAAAGUUCUAAAGUUAAAUCAAUUUUAUUACCAGGAUGCCAUAACAGUUACCAUGAAAGGUUUAGAGUUAGAGCUGCUGAAGAUCCUAACGGUGUUUACCUCCAUUGACAUUUCACGCAACAAUUUUGAAGGGCCAAUACCAGAAGUGAUUGGAACAUUCAAAGCUCUUUAUGUCCUUAACUUUUCACAUAAUGCUUUCACAGGGUCGAUCCCGCCAUCUUUAGGAAACCUGUCUCAGCUAGAGUCUUUAGACCUCUCAAGUAACAGUUUCGAUGGUGAGAUUCCCAUCCAGCUAGCAAACCUCAAUUUUAUUUCAUUUCUUAACGUCUCCAACAACAAAUUAGAGGGACAGAUCCCAAGAAGCACCCAGAUUCAAUCAUUUUCAGAAGCUUCAUUUGAGAACAAUAAAGGAUUGUGUGGGCUUCCUCUAACUACAGACUGUGUAAAUGGAACUUCUCCAAAACCACGUACAACACAAGAAUUUCAACCAGCAGAUGAAUUCGAUUGGCAAUUGAUAUUCAUUGGAGUGGGGUUUGGUGUAGGAGCAGCUCUAUUUGUUGCACCCUUAAUAUUUUGGAAGACAGCAAGUAAAUGGGUCGAUGAGAUUGUUGAUAAAAUCCUUGAAGUAGUCCUUCCAAAGCUGGGUCGGACUUACACGUGUCCUGGUGACAGGAAGGUUGAUGAAGAUGAAAAUCUUGAAGAAGACAACAAAGGAAGUGAUGAAGAAGAUGAACAGAGCCAGGAGACAACUGAAGAAUUUCGCGGGAGAUAUUGUGUGUUUUGCUCCAAACUUGACCAAACCAGGAAGAAGGCAAUUCAUGACCUGAGUUGUACCUGCUAUGAUUCAUCAUCUUCAUCUCCUUCUUCUUCCACCUCUCCUCCCUUUUCUCCUUAGACCUUUUUUUUUUCUUCUUAUUUCUAUGUUUUGUAUAUAGAAGAGAAAUGAACAUGUAAUUUCGGAACCUCAGUAAAUAAUAUACUGAAAUGAACGAUUUACUCUUCUGACUCAAUAUACUGAGUCACAAA
Molecule: messenger RNA, 3861 nt
Organism: Gossypium raimondii (Peruvian cotton)
Lineage: Eukaryota; Viridiplantae; Streptophyta; Magnoliopsida; Malvales; Malvaceae
Product: receptor-like protein 7
Exons: 1
Coding region: 344-3730 (1128 amino acids)
Molecular function (GO): protein binding
Source: RefSeq, a predicted model, not a curated record